Molecule: messenger RNA, 577 nt
Organism: Schistosoma margrebowiei
Lineage: Eukaryota; Metazoa; Platyhelminthes; Trematoda; Strigeidida; Schistosomatidae
Source: the annotation of a GenBank genome assembly
AUGCUUAUCGUACAGUUGAUCUUGACAGACAACAAUGUUAAACGUGUUUUAUUUCUACGAUUGGUUUCUGAUGAAAUUCACAACAAAAUAUCAGUUUUUAACAAUUUUGAGAAUCAACUGCAUUUACAUUGUAACCAUUUGCACAAGCUUUUGUCUGUGAAUGAUUUAGCUGUUAAUGAAAGUGACACAAACGCAGGAAUAAAUGCCUUCAAUGAUCCAGGUGAUAUAGAUGACAUAUCUCCCGUUUUAGAUUCAGAAACUCUCUGUACAGUGUUUAUUAAACUAAAACAAAUGUAUGAAGGUAACUGCAUGAACAACUCAAGUGUUGCUGUUGGUGAAAAUGAUGUGAACUCAGAAUUUGAUCAGAUGUCCUUCAUCAAUCGUCCUGGUCAAAAUGAUGUCACCGAUAAUCAUGAUAAUGUUCCAGGUGUUACAGAGGAUAUAUCUCCCGAAUUCCAAAGACAGCGAAAAUGCUCAUUCAUAUAUGAAUUCUUUCACCCUCAUAUACAGGAUUGCAUGAACAACUCAAGUGUUGAUCGUCCGUAUGAAAAUGGAAAUUAAUCCAAGGACAAGAAUA